AAAAUUAGUUCUCCGCACGCGCAUCACCUGAACGCACCAUGACUCUGGCAGCUAGCCUAGCCAGCUAACUUGGCUAAUCUGAUUUACCGUCUCGGUUAAGCAGACGCGACGUUAGCCAGGAUUACUACAUUUAGUUUUCCAUAUCUAGCGUUUAACGCUUUAUCUUUAAGACGUGAAUAUCAUACACACAUACAUCAACAAUGGCAUCGCUUGGAGAGCCCGUACGAUUGGAAAGAGACAUUAACCGUGCGAUUGAACUGCUUGAUAAGCUCCAGAGGACGGGAGAGGUUCCUCCUCAGAAGCUGCAGGCGCUACAGAGGGUCUUACAGAGUGAAUUCUGUAAUGCUGUGAGAGAAGUUUAUGAACAUGUAUAUGAAACCGUGGACAUCAACAGCAGUCCUGAGGUCAGAGCCAAUGCCACAGCUAAGGCCACUGUGGCAGCAUUUGCAGCAAGUGAGGGACAUUCGCAUCCACGUGUCGUGGAACUGCCUAAGACCGAAGAAGGCCUGGGUUUUAACAUAAUGGGUGGAAAAGAACAAAACUCACCGAUUUACAUCUCUCGGAUCAUCCCAGGAGGCAUCGCAGACCGACACGGAGGCCUGAAGAGAGGCGACCAGCUUCUCUCUGUUAAUGGAGUGAGCGUGGAAGGUGAGCACCAUGAGAAAGCUGUUGAACUCCUCAAAGCAGCUCAGGGCACAGUGAAGCUGGUGGUGAGGUACACCCCCAAAGUCCUAGAGGAGAUGGAGUCACGCUUUGAGAAAAUGAGGUCGGCGAAGCGCCGGCAACAGAACAACUUUCCCAAGUAGGAUCCCUGUUGAUGCCCAGCUUCCAUGUCUCUCCUCCUCUAGCCUUCUGGCCAUCUGUUCUGGUGUCUUUUUUUAACUCCCUGCCCAAACAAGGGAAAAAAAUGAAUAUACCCACAUAUUUUAGUUCCCACUCACACAUACUGCGUUUUGUGCUUCUGCUUUGUUCUGUAGCAUGUUUUGUAUUUAUCAUUGUUACUGUACAAGACACUAAGACUCUAGAUGAACACUAGAAUGAACUGGUCUGUCAGAGUAGGUGGUCACUCACACUUGUGCAUUAUUUCUGAAUUGACAACUUGAAUGCAACUGAGACCAACUACAGAGCUCAUUGACUGGAAAGGUAGUGGUGAUCCUUUUAUCACAACUGCUACAAAGUGCCUCAGGGCAGACACAUUUAACAUAUGUGUUCACGUUUUAUAAGGUUUUAAAGGACCCUUAUCAAUAAUUUUUGCUUGUAUGAAUUACUACAUGCUUUGCAAUUGGUAUUAUCAAUAGGGAAUCUGAUCUGAUUAAAAAACAUGGUUUUCUUAAGACCCUUUAACAUUAGACAUAGAUUAAAAUGGCCAUUGUAUAUGCUGUUCUGGGAUACAGAGGCUUUUGAGGAGUUGAUGAUAGUUUAGAAUAAUUUAAAAUUAGAUAGUUUUACAGUAAGUUUAAUAAAAAGGGAAAAUGCUGAGAAGACUCAACAAAAGUGGAGUUUUAUUUCUGGCAAUCUACACGCCACACUAUAAAUAGCCUAGUAGGCAGUGUGGGGUUUAAGGAGCCCAGCACAUGCUGUAAAUGAUCUAAUGAGGUCUGAGCAACAUGAACUAAAUUCCUGCCUCUGUUGUUAAUAAAAUUUUCAUAAUCUCAGCAAUUGGCCUGACUCGAGAAACAGAUUCAGCUUUAGAUUGAUUUGACAUAAAUCAGGAAUGUAGUUAAUGUUGUUUGUCAGCGGAGUAUUUCAUCAAUAGACACUUAAUGUUUUUUGGAACUGCUUGUUAUUAUUUGCGUCACGUCGUGAAGAAGUAGAAGUACUGCAUCCAUAAUAUCAAACUACUCUCUUUAUGCCACAGUAAUGCCUCAUGAGCUUUCCUCAUCCAGUAGAUGACACACGCUGUAUAUGAUCACUGCACGUUCAUCAAGGCCACAGUGUUUAGAAGAGUAUGUUGGGUUUUAAACAAUUUUGUUACACAAUGUUUGCAGAAAAAAUUAAGUGUCUUAAAUGAAGCAUUCACUACUUCUGAACUUUUAUAUCCUGGUGUCCAUGAGAGCUUAAAGCUUAACUGUACUCAUAAUACCAGGUUUGCUAUAAAAUUACAGUAAAGAUGUACAGAAAAAUGUCUUGAGAUUUUAAUUAACCCAUCAUUUUGUUGCAUUUAAUUGUAUUUCAUUCAAAAACACGACUAAUAACAUAUUUCAAUAAUUUAUUACAGCAAUAAGUUAGUACACCACUAUGGAUGCAUUCCUAUGUUCUCCUUAGUUUUAUUUCAUUAUAAGUAGUGAUGCCACUAGAGCCAUUAAUGCAUAGCAGUGAUAGUGAUACCUAUGUGGACAUUGUAACAAUGACCAACAUGUUUAUUAUUGGAAAUAGUAAUAAACUGAUUUGCAGCAGCCAAUAGCAGUAACUCCAACACACCUUUUGUCUAGGAUUUACAAUUAUUAUUUAUAAUCUAAGGUUUUGACCAAGUGCAUACAGACGCAGAUGUCAGUCAUUUGAAAAAAAAAACAUUUUAUGAUGUGCUUAAAUUCUUACCUGAUAUCCAACAUGUCAAUCAAACACAAACUAAGAAAGGUUUACUUGCAUAAAGGCCUUCUUUGUUUUUCCAUUCAUUUAUUUAUUUUCAGUAUGUGGGGAAGCAAAUGAAUUUGCAGAACAAAUCUAAUUACAGAGAUACAGUCUGAGUUGAGGCAAUAUCAUUUAUACAGAACACUAUAAAACUGUAAGCCAUAUUACAUUCCAGGCUCAGGAUUAACACAUCACUUUCUCAAGAAAGAAAGGUAACAGUAACACAACUGAAGGACAAGGUAUAAAAACAGUGGUUUAUUUUUUAACACAGUUCACCCUUGAAUAUACAGUUGACUGUGUGCUUGGCUUAUCCUCUUGUGGCAGAUAUCACUUGCCACCUUAAAAUAGAAAUUCAUCCUCAAAAAUGCACUGAACUGCACAAAAGUAAAUACAUUAGAUUGUCAAAAUGUGGCAUUUCAGCGACAGUUAUAAUCUUUCACCAAUAAAUGGAACUAAAAUUGUACAUUUGAAUAGAAAAUAACAGCAUGCAGCGAAACACUGUCUAUAUAAGAUUAUUUUGUAACACGUCUAAACUAAAGAUCUUUGACAUAAAGACAGCAGGUUUCCACACUAAAACUUAACUCUGUGAGGAACUGCUAUAUGUCCAUUAUUAUCCUCCAUGUCACAUCCUUUACCUGCAGGUUCAUCCUCAUUCAUGUCACUGGCAGGUGUCAUUCACUUUUAUUAAAUUGUUUUGUUUUAACAUUGCUUUAAAUAUUGCAGAGAAGUUGUAUUUUUCUCACAAGAAAAUGCCGAAUUUGGAGACAGAAAUAAAACACAUAAUACUGCAAACACUGAAUGCAAACUAAUUAACUAUGCAAGGUUAUUUCAAAAUUAGGGAAAUACCCUGUUUUGGUGCAAAAUGUAAUUUUACUACAGAAUGUUAUAAACGUUCAUGCUUUGAGGUUGUGUGAACAGAUGCCCAAUGGUUUGUGACAUGUUCAACAGUUUUGGCACAACUGCACUUGAGACACAUUGGAGUUACAAAAUGUUACGAGACUUAAAUGAGACUCCUCAUAAUCAACCACCACAGUAAAUAUUUCAAUGUAAUAUUAGCCUUGCGGUCUAAUAAUGAUUGUAAGAAUGCAUGUAGGACAAUAGGCUUAUGUGAAAGCAAGCAAGUUUACAUUAGACAGAUUUAUAGGCUACUGAGCAGAAAAUCACAGCAGAGGAGUUAAGAUUGUACAUAAGAGUUGAAACACCUCUUAAUGAAUAGUUUGUCCUGUGUUGUACUUUAACUAGUAGCUCAUACACAUGUAUCAUAAAUCAGGAAGAAAUGUAAAGAGACUUCGUAUUAAUAUUGCACAUCCACUCUCUCCACUGAAUGUCACUGACCAUUUUCUUAGUUGCAAAAUUUUAUGGAGUACCUUCAAUUUUCUACCCUUUUUUCCUCGUCUGUAUAUUGGAAUGGUCAAUAGAGUAUUUUUUAUAAUAGUUUUCUUUUGAUAUUUUUCUCAAUUUUUAUAAGUGAUUUUCCUAAAAAUUAAUGCCAGGAAUGAUUGGUACUACAAAAUUUGAUUCGGUACCAGGGCCAUUUCAGCAACGUCAUAACUAAUGGUUAAUUAGAUCUAGUGACUAUGUGAACAGAAUAUGGGGAUGAAACUGUCUUUUUUCAGAGCUUUUUUUCUGAGAUCUGAACUAACUUUUCUCUCUGGUACCAAGACCAAACUUGCAACAUUUGUGACAAUUUUGAUAAUGUUUUAAGAUGUUUUAGUUGGUGCUUGUUUAGGAUUAUUACCUGUAAACAGUGUUGUGUUUUAUGUUGCCUAAUUGACUGUAUUAGAUUAACAUGGAAUGUAAAAUGUUGUGAUGUAGAUCAUAUUAUUCAUGAGUUGAACUGGAGGCUAAAUAAACAGUACUUAAAUUCA
Betta splendens (Siamese fighting fish) is the source of this 4439-nucleotide messenger RNA. It is a transcript of the gene lin7c, whose product is annotated as lin-7 homolog C (C. elegans). The transcript has 5 exons. NCBI's taxonomy places the organism in Eukaryota, Metazoa, Chordata, Actinopteri, Anabantiformes, Osphronemidae. Gene Ontology annotation, biological process: protein localization to basolateral plasma membrane; neurotransmitter secretion; maintenance of epithelial cell apical/basal polarity. The record is from RefSeq and is a predicted model, not a curated record. Gene Ontology annotation, molecular function: L27 domain binding. Bases 201 to 806 code for a protein of 201 amino acids. Gene Ontology annotation, cellular component: cell-cell junction; synapse; basolateral plasma membrane.